Molecule: messenger RNA, 1494 nt
Organism: Nylanderia fulva
Lineage: Eukaryota; Metazoa; Arthropoda; Insecta; Hymenoptera; Formicidae
Source: RefSeq, a predicted model, not a curated record
AUAGCGCUUCUUUAGUCUUAGAGGAAUAUUUACAUAAAGCUACAAUGGACGACAAUGUAAUCGAAAGAUUUGCAUUGCAAGCGGCGGACGAAUUAUCUUUAUACGUUAAGUCUUCAAUGAACAAAGAUUUAUCCUGUCAAGAUGAAGAAACAAAAAUCUUCAAUAGUGUUAUUCAAAUGGCUGUUGAUUUAACAAUUAUUCUCGAUACAUCAUGGCCUUUCGAGUUGAUACAACCAAUCAUUGCAAAUAUAUUGGAUAAUGUGAUAAUAAGUCGAUAUAAUAGUCGAUUUACAAUUAUUAAUGGUUAUGACAGUAGUAUCAUGAUCAAUACUACCGACACUAUUUUAAAUUUCAAUUAUUAUAAUAUAACAAAUUAUAAAAAUAUCACUAGCGGUUUUGAUUUCCCUAAAUUACUUGAGAAAUUAAUGUCUUUACAAAAAGCGAAAUUAAACAAAGAACGUUACAAUUUUGGAAAUGCAAAAUCUGAUGUAAUUUUGAUUAUUCCAUAUACAUCAUCUAUUGUCAAUAAUGCCGAUAAGGAAUAUUGUAUAGAACAGAUAAGGAAGAUGAUGGAGCAAGUACCAGAUACUACAUUACUUAUAUUAACUCAUGGAUCGAAGGACAGAUGGUCAGAGCUUGUAAAUGAGCCAGCAACUGAUUUAUUUCUAUUACCUACGGAUAAUAUGCAAGAAAUUCCAACAGCAAUUGUCGAUUUAAUUUCGAGAAUAAAAAAAGUUCCGCAGCGCUUAAUCAAUUCGCAAUGUGGAGCUGAUUAUACUGUUGCUGGAUCUUCAUCCAUUUCAUUCAACGAUUAUAUUGAACCAGAUACGACUGUUUUUUAUAAAAUGCAUCCUAACUAUUUCUUUUCUACCGAUAGCGAUCAUUUUUCUACGAUAAAGAUUGAAGUAUCUGGCUCGGGUAAUCUUAAAGUAUGCACAUCGCGACGCUUCAUGAAUUUUAAUUCUACAGAAGAUACAAGUAUAUCGUGUGAAUCGAUAAGUAAUAAUGUGCGCACUAUUACAUUUGCUUGCGGUGAAGCUAAUUUAAUCCAUCUUUGUAGCCCGUUAUAUCUAUCAAUCACUGCCAAUUCUUCACUCACAAAUUAUCAGUGCACAGAAAAAGAAUGCAGAUUCCCUCACAUGAUAAAAUAUACCGUUUCUUAUGAAAAUCUGGUAUGUGUCAGUAGUGCACAUAUAAAUACGCUGAACAUUUCUGUUCUAAUCAUAAGUAUGAUUUAUAUGUAUUUUACUACAUAAUAUCAAAGUAUUACAUAAAUUAACUUCUAUAAUAAGCAUAAUUAAAGUUAACAUAUAAGUAUACGUUCAACACAUUAGUCAAACGCUAAAUUAAUAUAGUAAAUCAUAUCAUAUAUAUAUUUCAGAAUAAGAAUAUUACACUUUUGCAAUUAGUGUAUAAAACAUUUUGUAAUCAUUAUAUUAUUUGUGCGUAUGUGUGUAUGUGUAUUGAUGAAAGUAAAUAUGUUAAAACAAGAAA